AAUGUGCCUGUCUCCCACUAGUCCGUCCUUCACAGAGACACCAUUUGUGCCUAUGUUUGAGGGAUUGGUGUGUGAACUUUGACCGAGCCUUUCAAUAACUGGCGCCUCAAGCUACAGACGUGGAAAUAUGAAUCGAUGACCAGAGAGUGAAGAUGAAAGUCAAAAGAUUUUUUCAAACGAGCCUUCUAGCCCUAACAGUCAUGCCUCUGCUUGUCACGGGUGCAGUCCCUGGGGAAGUAACUGAUGCUGAUGUAGUUACGACCACUCAAGUCGAAACUACAACUACCUCAGUCGAACCUACAUUACCUCAAGUCCAUACUACAGCUAAUCCGGUCGAAACUACAGCUAAUCCGGUCGAAACUACUCCAGCCGUGAAUCCAACAAGAAAGCCAGUCUUGAAUCCAGUCGACUACUCCUGCAUCAAGAGUCGCCCACAGCAGAUGUGCAACCUUCAGCUCAUCUAUCCAGACCCCGUGGGGCCUCUGCCCUGUCACGUGACCAUCAAGGGUCAGGAGUUUGUUAGACCUCCACACCCAUCACUGUACGUCUCCACAUCUUUGCGCCCAAACAAGACCUUGAUGUAUGGCUACAACAGUUUGAAUGGUCAAGUUGUCUGGCUGUUGGAAGCAGAGAUUGAUGUAACCUGCUACCUGAAGAUAAAGAAAGUUUUUAGAUAUUUUGAUCAAAUAGUUGUACCGGAGAAUGAAAUCACACCUCUGACGUUCGUCCUCUUUGAGUUCAACGACAGAUCCUUCAGCGGUAUCAGAGACCUUAGCCUGUGUGAGCUCAUAUCGAAGUACGCACUAGGUGAGCCCUUAGCCGCCACUGACGUUAACGUCAACAUGCGAAACAUCGACAAACUCGUCUCUGAACGAGGACGGGAGCUUGGCUGUCCGGCUCCCAGCUCCAGCUUUGGCCGCAUAACAGAUGAUCGACUGCUGACAUUUUUCCUUUUUUUGCUCAAUCUUCACUUCUGUUGGUCAUUUGUCGACACGAGGUUUUAGUUUGAUAGAAAUCUUGCUACCUUCAUUGUCAGAAGUUUUUGGUAUAUAUCUUGACCAAAUGUCUUGUAGUCCUCGUAGAUAGAGGAUUUUGGUGUAUUCAUUGACAGAAGAUUUCGCUGGCUUCAUUGACAGAAGAUCUUGCUUGGUUCAUUGACAGAAGAUCUUGCUUGGUUCAUCAACAGAAGAUUUCGAUGGCUUCAUUCACUUUGUUUCUCAUCACCAGAAUGUUGUUUUGUUUAAGGCAGAUUUAAUUAUGUUAUAAGAAUUUUUUAAUAAAAUGUUUGAGACACAGC
Molecule: messenger RNA, 1297 nt
Organism: Physella acuta
Lineage: Eukaryota; Metazoa; Mollusca; Gastropoda; Physidae
Source: RefSeq, a predicted model, not a curated record